This is a messenger RNA of Acyrthosiphon pisum (pea aphid), 590 nucleotides long. RefSeq lists its product as uncharacterized. The record is from RefSeq and is a predicted model, not a curated record. Bases 192 to 590 code for a protein of 132 amino acids. The transcript is spliced from 8 exons. Lineage: Eukaryota; Metazoa; Arthropoda; Insecta; Hemiptera; Aphididae.
GGUACUUACUGCCUAAAAAUAUUUGUUGUGAAUUUUGUUAAGAACUCUAUUGUACUGGAGAUAGGUAACCCAUUGUAUAUACAUUAUUACGUAAUGAAAAGAUUAGAAACAUUAUUUAAUUAUUUUUGAUUUCUUUCUUAAUAUCAGUUUAUUUUAUAAGUAUAAUUUACCUUUUAUAACCGAUCGCAACAAUGGUUCGCUUUAGUAGUAAUAUAGUCGUGGUAUCUAUUAUUAUAGUUGGUUUUACUUUGAAUUAUGGUAGUGCAGAAAAAACAGAUCCGCCUGAUGGGAAGAAGAACCUUGAAGAGCCCAAGCCUGAAAAGGAAGUGUUAUCAAGAAAGGAGUUCACUGGGAAAGGUGCUUUCGGUGUGGGUAUUGAAAAUACAGUUGAAAUGGUGAACGGUAACCCGGUAAUCAAACAAACGCUUUUUGGUCACAUUGGUGGCCAAUUGAGUAUUUCUAGAACAUGUAAUUAUGAUCCACUUUUUUAUUUGUUUGUAUAUAUAUAUUUUAAAUAUUACCUAUGUUAUAUUUACUUUAUCGUAAGCGGGAAUUUGAGUUCAUUUGAGAACAAUAAACUCUCUGAGUGA